This is a messenger RNA of Serinus canaria (Common canary), 376 nucleotides long. RefSeq names its product T-cell activation Rho GTPase-activating protein-like. The coding region runs from base 89 to 376 and encodes 95 amino acids. NCBI's taxonomy places the organism in Eukaryota, Metazoa, Chordata, Aves, Passeriformes, Fringillidae. The record is from RefSeq and is a predicted model, not a curated record. Gene Ontology annotation, biological process: signal transduction. The transcript has 2 exons. Gene Ontology annotation, molecular function: GTPase activator activity.
UGACAAGCUGCCGAGGCCAAACCUCGUCUUGCUCAAGCUCUUGCUCUCUCUGCUCCACCACAUCAGCCAAAAUGCUGAGACCAACAGGAUGGACUCCAGCAACCUGGCCAUCUGCAUUGGCCCAAAUAUGCUGAGCCCAGGCACGGAGAGCACGCUCCCGCUGGAAGUGCAGAAGGAGAUGAAUGACAAGGUGACAGUGCUGGUGGAGUUCCUCAUAAACAACUGCUUGGAAAUAUUUGAGGGGGACAUUGCCUUCCCUGCCUGUGCCUUGGCUGAGGAGUCACCAGAGCACACAGACAGCUCCACAGGUAUGAGAAGGGACUGGGGAUGUCACCAACUUGGGCUGCUGGGCCACAUUAUUGAAUUUGAUAUGUGA